Molecule: messenger RNA, 1899 nt
Organism: Manis javanica (Malayan pangolin)
Lineage: Eukaryota; Metazoa; Chordata; Mammalia; Pholidota; Manidae
Gene: CDC34
Product: cell division cycle 34, ubiquitin conjugating enzyme
Source: RefSeq, a predicted model, not a curated record
CCGAGGAGAGCGCCGAGAGGGCGGCAGCCCCAGAGGUAGUGGAACGCUCGGAGGUCCCGGGAGGGGGCGGCGCCGGCGGCGUACAGGAGGAAGGCGGCAGCCCCGGCGGCGUCCCCCUGGCCGGCGCGCGGCCCGGCCCGGCCACCGCGUCUCCGACUCUGGGCCCCGCCGCCGCCGCCGCCAUGGCCCGGCCGCUGGUACCCAGUUCACAGAAGGCACUGCUGCUCGAGCUCAAGGGGCUGCAGGAGGAGCCGGUGGAGGGCUUCCGUGUGACCCUGGUGGACGAGGGCGACCUGUACAACUGGGAGGUGGCCAUCUUCGGACCCCCCAACACCUUCUACGAGGGCGGCUACUUCAAGGCACGUCUCAAGUUCCCUAUUGACUACCCCUACUCCCCGCCAGCCUUCCGGUUCCUGACCAAGAUGUGGCACCCCAACAUCUAUGAGACUGGGGAUGUGUGCAUCUCCAUCCUCCACCCCCCAGUCGACGACCCUCAGAGUGGGGAGCUGCCCUCAGAGCGGUGGAACCCCACCCAGAACGUCAGGACCAUCCUCUUGAGCAUCAUCUCCCUCCUCAACGAGCCCAACACCUUCUCCCCGGCCAACGUGGACGCCUCCGUGAUGUACAGGAAGUGGAAAGAGAGCAAAGGCAAAGACCGGGAGUACACAGAUAUCAUCCGGAAACAGGUCCUGGGGACCAAGGUGGACGCAGAGCGGGACGGCGUGAAGGUGCCCACCACGCUGGCUGAGUAUUGCGUGAAGACCAAGGCCCCGGUGCCCGACGAGGGCUCAGACCUGUUCUAUGACUACUACUACGAGGACGGCGAGGCUGAGGCCGACAGCUGCUUCGGGGACGACGACGACUCGGGCAAUGAGGAGUCCUGACAGCGCAGUGGCCCCAUGAAUAAACUUACAGAUUUUACCUCACCAGCCCGGCUGUGCCACCGUCUACCUCACCAGAGGUCUGUGCUGCCGGCCCCUCGGUGUCUCGUCUGGGCGUCGCUUUCCUUUCCCGUGCAUUCUGGGCUGUGCCUCAAGAAGGGCCGCAGUGCUGGGGGCCUGCAGGGUCAGGCCUGGGCUGCGGUGGCCUGCGGGGCCCAGACCCCCAUCUGCAGCUCCUGCUGCAGAAGCAGAGUCUCGGGGCGCCCAGCUUGGGAGUGGAUGGUCACCUCGUCCCUCUGCCUUGGUUUGUUUGAGAUUUAAAUAAAAUGACUUUAUGAGAAGCCAGAGAGCUAACCUCUCGUUGGCCUGCCUUAGGAGGUCAAGAGAGUGAUGGUCCCAGGGGGCAGGCCCUGGAUGCCUGCAGCCGCCCCUUGCGUGUGACCUGUGUGACCAGGGCUCAGGAGGGUCAGCAGCCACCCCCUCGUGCCUGGGGGCUCCCUGACAGCUCCCCAGGGGACUCCUUCCUGGGGCCAGCUGACCUUAGAAGGGCUGCAGGGCAGAAAACCGCUUUUUUCAGCAUCGCCCCAACAGCCUGCGGGUGGGUGUUAAGGCUGAGGAUGCGGGUUCCCUGAGGGUCCUGAACCCUUGCCCAGAGAGGCCCUGCCCCGCUGCCUGCAGGUGUGAAGCAUGCCGGGUGCAGGGUGGGGACACUGCUGCUGCAGGCCCGAGGCCCCCCGCCCCCACACCAUGGCCCAGGCCUCUGUGGCUCUGUUUUGUGUGACUGAAGUGGCCGGGUCCAGCUCAUCGGCAUCCUGGGAACGAAGGCCCUACUCGGGGCACCCGGCUGGCCUGACGGGUCACUGAUGCUGGAGCCUGGAUGAUUGCACCAGGGGCACCAGGCAGACCCCAGCAGCCUGCCUCCACAGACACAGCCUCGAUGGUUGGCGCCUGCAGUUUCCUUUGUGUUUUCUUUAGCGUGAAUGAUUUUCCUACAUUAAACGUGGAAGGUUUCACCCAA